Cynoglossus semilaevis (tongue sole) is the source of this 1920-nucleotide messenger RNA. It is a transcript of the gene ncf2, whose product is annotated as neutrophil cytosolic factor 2. The transcript has 17 exons. Gene Ontology annotation, molecular function: superoxide-generating NADPH oxidase activator activity; protein binding. NCBI's taxonomy places the organism in Eukaryota, Metazoa, Chordata, Actinopteri, Pleuronectiformes, Cynoglossidae. The coding region runs from base 202 to 1644 and encodes 480 amino acids. Gene Ontology annotation, biological process: superoxide anion generation. The record is from RefSeq and is a predicted model, not a curated record.
GUGUGAAGAUGUAUAGACCAGUUCGAGACAAAACGAAUUAACUGCGCAACCUGUAAAUGAUGGAAAAUCUGGUUUCCAUCCAUACAAGUGUCGAACUGAGUCAAUAUGAGACAAUGAAGUGGACGUGUUAAGGUUCCAGUACAACAUUUGCAGCGCUUCCUUCAGUUCGUAAUUUGGCGUGUGUACGGCGAACGGACGGCCAUGUCUUUUGUGGACACUCUGCGUCUGUGGGACGAGGCGGUCACCUGUGUUGACAAAGAGGACCUGUCAGAGGCACUCAGGAUUUUCCUCUCGAUAGAAGAACCCAACUCCAAGAUCUGUUUCAACAUGGGCUGCCUCCAUCUCCUUAAAGAAGACCUGGAUGCUGCCGAAAAGGCUUUUGAUAACAGCAUACGCAAGGACGAACAUUUGGCCGUUGCCUUCUUUCAAAGAGGAAUCGCCUUUUACAAAAAGAACAAGUAUGAAGAAAGCUUGGGUGAUUUCCAGCGUGCCUUCAAAGCUCUAAGGGGAAACCAGCUGAUUGAUUACAAAGCACUUGGUCUCAGAUACAAAUUAUAUGCAUGUGAUGUUCUCAACAAUAUGGCACUGGCCGAAGCAGAACUGGGCAACUGGGAAACGGCCCAGGAGAACCUGGUGAAGGCUCUGGACUACAAGAUCGAGGCCAAGCUCAACGCCAUCGACAAAGCUCUGCAGUCAACACUGAAACAGAAACUUUUCAAACUGGUGGAGUUCCCGUCCAAAGUUCUGUUCAAACCAAAUAAGCACUAUGUGGCCGAGCUGGAGAAGAAAGACUACUUGGGCAAAGCAAAGGUGGUUGCCUCAGUUGUUCCUGCGGAUGAGUUCUCCGGCUUCGCUCCGUUACAGCCCCAGACUGAAGAUGGGCCAACGUUUCCGAAGGAACCUGAGGUUAUUAGGGCUUUGGAAGGAGAUCCCCACACCGUCCUGUUCGAGUUUGUUCCCGAAACCAGUGAUGAGCUGUCCGUGGUGCCGGGCAACAUAGUGUUUGUGCUGCAGAGGGGAGACGAUAACUGGGCGUCUGUGGUCUUCAACGACAGAAGAGGACUUGUUCCGUACAACUACUUGGAACCUUUAGAGUUGGCAUCUAAACAGAAUGAGGAAAUUAGAAAGGCCCCCAAUCAAAAGCCGCCGACCAGGCCUCACAGGAAACCAGGUUUGACUCCUUUUGAAGAUGUCAACAAAGACAGGAAAUCUAAGGAUCUUGUAUCUGCUGAUGACAGUCGUGUUAUCAAAAUCCAUCACACAUUCAGCUUCGCCGUGUCGGUGCCGGCAGAAUUUUCCUACGACAUGCUGAUUGAAAAAGGACUAUUUAGUUUAAGCUCUGAAGCCGAUGAACAAAGUGCAAUCAGGGACAACACGGACAUGGAGCGCAUGUGGCAGCAGCCCAGUGGGAGAUGGAUCACCCUGUGGUGCAACACGAAGGAGCCAACUAGUGAGAAGUCACACGACAUUCAGUUGGUGGCGCUCCAUUCCUACAAAUCAUCAAAUCCUGAAGAUCUCAAUUUUGUCCAAGGGGAUACGAUUACUCUGUUGUCCAGAGUGAACCAGGACUGGCUGGAAGGACAGUGCAGCGGACACACCGGGAUAUUCCCAGCAUCCUUUGUGGAAGAAAUAACUACAAAAUGAGUAUUUCCUGGACAGGCAAUAGCUAUGCCUCUCCUGCCCUCUGCUGCUUUCACCACAGGGGUCUCACCCAACUUCUGCUCCAAGCCACGCCAGCUUCGUUCCGCCAAAAAAGAUGCUGCACACAGAAGGUCAAAAGUUCAAGAGUAAUACCAUGUCUAUUUAUAUAUCUACUUCUUAAUAGGGAAAUAUAAUAAUAGUUAGUAUUAUUAAUGUGUUGUGUUCCUUCACUUCUUAUUGCUAGAAAUGUUAAAUAAAUACUUUUGAGAACUUCCUGAA